Molecule: messenger RNA, 1252 nt
Organism: Cynara cardunculus var. scolymus (artichoke)
Lineage: Eukaryota; Viridiplantae; Streptophyta; Magnoliopsida; Asterales; Asteraceae
Product: 11-beta-hydroxysteroid dehydrogenase-like 5
Exons: 6
Coding region: 68-1156 (362 amino acids)
Molecular function (GO): oxidoreductase activity
Source: RefSeq, a predicted model, not a curated record
CUGCCUCUCUCUCUCUCUCUCUCUCUAUAUAUAUAUAUAUCUGUAUCUAUCCAUCGAUCUGUGCAGGAUGGUGAUGAUGGAUAUGAUCAAUUCUGUGCUGAAUUGGGUUGUACCGCCUGCAAGUCUGGUGACGCUGGCCUUAUCAUGGCCAGCGCUUACUUUCAUCAAUACCUGUGAGUGGCUUUAUUAUUCUAUAUAUACUGAAGAUAUGGAUCACAAAGUCGUCGUCGUCACCGGCGCUUCUUCUGGAAUCGGCGAGCAAAUUGCGUAUGAAUACGCGAAGAAGAGAGCAAAUCUUGUAUUAGUAGCACGUAGAGAGCACAGACUGCACGGGAUCAGCGAAAACGCUAAACGACUGGGUGCACCGAACGUCUUGGUAAUGGCUGCUGAUGUCGUCAAAGAAGAGGAUUGUAGGAGAUUCAUCAACGAGACGAUAGGUUUUUUUGGGCGAGUCGAUCAUCUAGUAAACACGGCAAGCUUGGGGCAUACGUUCUACUUCGAGGAAGCAAAUGAUGCGUCGGUGUUCCCGAUUUUGAUGGAUAUCAAUUUUUGGGGGAACGUCUAUCCUACGUACGUCGCUCUUCCUUACCUCCGACAGAGUCAUGGCCGGAUUGUAGUUAAUGUUGCAGUCGAGAACUGGUUACCUCUCCCUAGGAUGAGCAUAUAUUCCGCUGCGAAAGCUGCUCUAGUGAACUUCUAUGAGACGUUGAGGUUAGAACUGAAUGGUGACGUUGGAAUCACGAUUGCUACACACGGUUGGAUCGGUGCCGAGAUGGCCCGAGGGAAAUUCAUGCUAGAAGAAGGUGCAGAUAUGCAGUGGAAGGAAGAACGAGAAGUACAAGCUUCGGGUGGUCCCGUGGAAGAGUUUGCGAAGUUGAUCGUGUCUGCGGCCGUGCAAGGCAAUGCGCAUGUGAAAUUCCCGAGUUGGUACGACGUGUUCCUUUUGUACAGGGUGUUUGCACCAGACGUAUUGACGUGGACGUUCCGCUUGCUUUUGUCACACCAAGGUAUGAGGACGACUUCUUAUAUUGGCACGGGAAGAUCGGUUUUAGAAACUCCAUCCCCACCAAGACGACUUCUCACCGGAGGCACUCAUACGGUCCCACACACCUCUUCUCGACACACUACCCCUCGAAUUCAGCUAUUGAACGAAUAGGGGAUGUUUCUGUUUACACCUACAUGUUCAUUUUGUGUAUGUUAAUGAUGUUUUUAAGGAUGGUUUGAAUAAGGUAUUUCUACGGAUUUUAGAAUA